AGCUAGUGAUGGACUAAUACAUAUUACCUAUACAUAUAAAAGGACACAAAUUAAGCAUGUUAUUCUUGGGCCAAAUUGAUGUGGAAUAAGUUGUUUCAAAUAAGCAGAAACAAUUUGUGUCACGGGCUGCAGAGUUUUAGCUCAACUGUGGAACCAAAUCAACCAUCAACCAUGUCUCUGGUUCUUUCCUUUGUUCAUAUAGCCUUCUUAAUCUCUACUAUUACUCAUACUGCAUACUCAUUUUCUGGGGGAAACUCUACAACAUUAGAAGGACAUAAUAACGGCUACAUAAAAGGUCCUGUGGUGGAAUACUUCACUUUUCCUGCAAAAUCAGUUCCCUUCGAUAGUUGUCAUGCUUCUACCAUUGUUGAGGUUGGGAAGGGUCACUUUUUAGUUGCCUAUUUUGGGGGCACAUCAGAGGGUGCACCUGAUGUCAAAAUAUGGUUGCAGACUUACAAGAAUGAAAUAUGGCAAGCACCUAUAGUUGGUGAUGAAGAACCAAAUGUUCCUAUGUGGAACCCUGUAUUGUUCAAACAUCCAUCAAAUGUAUUACUGCUGUUCUACAGAAUAGGACUAGAUGUUCAAAAAUGGAGCGGAUUCAUGAAACGUUCAUAUGAUAAAGGAAUUACAUGGACAGAAAGAGAACAACUUCCACCUGGUAUAUUAGGACCUAUAAAGAAUAAGCCUCUCUUAUUGGAAAAUGGUGACUUACUUUGUGGAUCUUCUGUUGAAAGCUGGAACUCUUGGGGAUCAUGGGCCGAGGUUACAACAGAUUUUGGAAAGACAUGGAGAAAGUAUGGUCCAAUUUACAUUAAGAAUAAGACUCUAGGUGUGAUUCAACCUGUACCAUAUCAGACUGCAAAAGGGACACUACGUGUUUUGCUUCGAUCCUUUACUGGAAUCGGUAGAGUUUAUAUGUCAGAAUCCUUUGAUGGAGGCAAAACUUGGGGGUAUGCACAACCUACACAGCUCCCCAACCCAAACUCAGGUAUUGAUGGGAUUAAGCUAAAAGAUGGUCGUAUACUGAUUGCAUAUAAUACAAUUUCAAGGGGUGUACUUAAACUUGCUCUCUCUGAGGAUGAUGGUGAUUCAUGGCAUGAGGCACUUACAUUGGAGGAUACUGUGGGAAUGGAAUUUUCAUAUCCUGCUGUUAUUCAAGCUAGUGAUGGGAGAGUUCAUGUGACCUAUACAUAUAAUAGGACACAAAUAAAGCAUGUUGUUGUUAGGCCAAGGUGAUGCAGACAGACCAAAUUGUUUUUAGAUAUUAGAUAUAGAAGCAGAGAAAACAAGACAAUGAUACACAUAAAUAACACAAUGAUUGUGAUUCAAUUUCAAUGACAUGCGUACUCUUUUGCGCGGGGGAAAAGUUUCUCCCUUAGCAUAUAAGACUUGCAUUAUUUUAUUUUUCUUCCUUUUUUGGCCAAUGGCAGUCAAAAACAAGACAAAAAAAAUUAAGAAUAUAUAAAUGUCUAAACUAUGUUACUACAUACAAAAAUUUACCAAUAGCACUAUAUAAUAAGCAAGUCGAGAAUGGAUGUUUUA
Molecule: messenger RNA, 1542 nt
Organism: Trifolium pratense (red clover)
Lineage: Eukaryota; Viridiplantae; Streptophyta; Magnoliopsida; Fabales; Fabaceae
Exons: 11
Coding region: 79-1236 (385 amino acids)
Source: RefSeq, a predicted model, not a curated record